CAACAUCAAGAAUUGGUUAAUUCCGACAAUUUCCCCGGGCAGUUGAGAAGAAGAAAAGAAGGUCGUUAAGACCCAUGCAAAUGUAACUGAAAAAGAAAAAGCAUCUGGGUUGGCGACACGUAUGCUGAGACGUGUCAGCGUCUCUAGUUCUGCUAAAACUUUGAAAAAACCCAACCUGAUAGUCAUAGAUAUCUCUUUUCUCUCUAUUUCCUUCGAUCGAUCUCCCAGCAGCAAAAGAAACACCAAAACCGGAAGCUAAAUUCUUUCAUGUCAAGAAAAUGGCAAGCCCUAAGGGAAUUCAUGAUGAAGCUACAGAAGACUCUGAUUUGACUUUUCCGGCAGCCGACGUUGAUAAAGAAUUGCAUCCCGGGGAAAACCAGAAUUUUGAAGGUGAUCCCAUAUCGUCUGAAGUGGCUACCUCGUCGGAGAACAAGAAGGAACAAGCUGAGCUUGAGCAAAAGAAAAAAGAAAAGAGGAAGAAGGAGGCACUGCAGACGCUCAAAACAACCAUUCUAGUGUCGGCGGCGAUCGUGGCUGUGGCAGGGGUAGUCUGUGCAGUAACCAAGAAGUUGAGAGAGAAAUGAACCCAUUAGCUGGAUAAUAGUUGUAGCUCUGCUCUGAGGUUUUUUUUUUUUUUUUCUUGAAUGUCGUCGGUGUCUUUUUGCCAUCCCCGAAAGGGCAUUCCUUCUUCCAGUGUACUAUUUUGAUGGAAGUUGUGAAACAUGGACAAUUGGACAUAGUGUUACCUUCUUUUAUGUAUUAAUAAAAAAGUACCUUUCUUGAUGAUGAAAUAAACCAGAGUUUUUUUU
Messenger RNA from Corylus avellana, 809 nucleotides. RefSeq lists its product as uncharacterized. Lineage: Eukaryota; Viridiplantae; Streptophyta; Magnoliopsida; Fagales; Betulaceae. The record is from RefSeq and is a predicted model, not a curated record.